Messenger RNA from Exophiala bonariae, 1617 nucleotides. RefSeq lists its product as uncharacterized. Lineage: Eukaryota; Fungi; Ascomycota; Eurotiomycetes; Chaetothyriales; Herpotrichiellaceae. Gene Ontology annotation, molecular function: transmembrane transporter activity. Gene Ontology annotation, biological process: transmembrane transport. The record is from RefSeq and is a predicted model, not a curated record. The transcript has 2 exons. The coding region runs from base 1 to 1617 and encodes 538 amino acids. Gene Ontology annotation, cellular component: membrane.
AUGUCCCCUCAGUCACACUCGAAUACUUCUGGUGUUGCUCUGACCGGCAAUAAGGAAAUCCUUUCGGUCGAAGCAAGCUCACUGGAAGAUGCAAACAAGCACGUGUCAGUCACCCAUUCAACCCCAGACGAUGAAGCCGGCAUGCGCCGCAUGGGAAAGGAACAACAGCUUGUCCGACAUUUUCGUCAGCUAUCUGUAACCAGCUUCACUGCUCUUUCUGUUGCUGCUUGGGAACUGGGACUGUUCCUCGUGAGCCCUGCUCUCAUCAAUGGAGGUCGAGCUGGACUUAUCUGGGGCAGUCUUUGGAUAUCCAUUGGCUUUGCUCCAGUGUACAUCAGCAUGGCCGAGAUGGCAUCAAUGGCUAGCACCGCUGGCGCCCAAUAUCACUGGGUAUCCGAAUUCGCUCCUGAGGGCUGUCAACGUAUUCUCAGCUACUUUACUGGAUGGACCUCGACAAUCGCCUGGCAGGCAGGAAACGCCAUCGGCGCCUUCCUUGCAGGUAGUUUGAUCCAAACCAUGAUUCUCAUCAAUGAUGAGAACUACGCGUUUCCGAACUGGCACGGCACCCUUUUGGCCUUCGCUGCCAUCCUUGUCGCAUACAUUGGUGCCAUCUGGGGCUCGAGGAUUCUACCAUACUGGCAGAAUGCUAUCUUUGUUGUUCAUGUCCUUGCCUACUUUAUUUGGUUUGUGCCCAUUUGGAUCAACGCCCCCAAAGCCUCGCACAGUCAGGUAUGGACAGAAUUCAGCAAUACUGGCGGGUUCGGUAGCAUGGGUCUGGCAAUAAUGAUCGGCCAGCUCACCGGAAUCUCUUGCAACCUCGGUGUUGAUACGGCUGCGCACAUGUCAGAAGAAACCAAGGACGCCGCAAAAGCAGUACCCAAAGCCAUGAUCGCCAUCUAUAUCAUCAACUUUGUAAUUCUCUUCCCGGCCAUCAUCACGAUCUGCUAUGCUAUGCCCGACUUGGAUGCGGCUCUCAAUGAUUCGACCACAUACCCUUUCAUCUAUGUCCUACGCCAGUCAAUGUCUAUCACGUGGGUGACGGUUGUUCUUGCAGUCACCACAUUCAUCCUGAUCUGUUGCAAUAUUGUCUACCUCGCUGCAGUGGCACGCGAUAUGUGGGCAUUCGCUCGCGACAGGGGAAUGCCGUAUUCAAACUGGUUGGGGGCCGUGCAUCCGAAGCGCCACAUACCCGUGAACGCCAGCAUCCUUACCUCGUUUCUCAGUGGAGCGCUGGCUCUGAUCUAUAUCGGUAGCCCGCUGGCUUUCUACGCUAUCACAUCGCUGUACACGGUUGCCUUAUUACAAUGCUACUGCUUCAGCAUUGGCUGCCUCUUGUGGCGUAGAAUCUACAAGCCCGAGACCCUACCGCCAGCGGCAUUUUCACUGGGCAAGUGGGGCAUACCGAUCAAUGCAUUUGCCGUCAUCUUCUCCAUCUGGUGCUUCUUCUGGUCGUUCUGGCCUCAAGAGUACCCCGUCAUGGCUGCUAGCUUCAAUUGGGCAUCGCCAGUCUUUGUUGCAGUGUUAAUUGGCGCGACCAUCUUCUUCGUCCUUCAAGGCAAGAAUCAGUACUUCGGCCCCGUCACCGAGGUCGAGGGCAGGAAGACUGCGCGCAGUUAA